Messenger RNA from Wallemia ichthyophaga EXF-994, 1941 nucleotides. Its product is annotated as Protein LTV1. Gene Ontology annotation, cellular component: preribosome, small subunit precursor; nucleus; cytosol. The record is from RefSeq and is a predicted model, not a curated record. Gene Ontology annotation, biological process: ribosomal small subunit export from nucleus; ribosomal small subunit biogenesis. NCBI's taxonomy places the organism in Eukaryota, Fungi, Basidiomycota, Wallemiomycetes, Wallemiales, Wallemiaceae. The transcript has a single exon. The coding region runs from base 1 to 1941 and encodes 646 amino acids.
AUGGCACCUGUAUCGAUAUUCAAAAAACCAGGCGCACAGAAAUUCCAGUUGGUGCACCGUUCCCAGAGAGAUGAAGGGCGAGAUCCGAGUAGAGACGAGGGUGUGCUCAAGCGCGUGGAGAAAGGUAGUGAGCAGGCGAGCAAUAGCAAUAACGGCAACAAGAACAACAAAGGAAAGGCAGGCGAUGCAGCCAAUUUCGGCAUUUACUACGACGAUACACAGUACGACUACACGCAACACCUGCGUACUAUAGGCGGACAGGAUGCUUACGGAGAUGAGUUGGAUAGCGUGUUGAUAGCUGCACCUGCAAAAGAUGCAAAGAGUGCCAAGAAGGGCUUCAUGUUGAAACAACAGCAGGAAGAAGAACAUCAGCAGGCUAUGCUUAAGGCAUAUGAAAGCCAGACUGCUAUUCCACUCGAGUUGCAAGGUUUUAAUCCUGAUAUGGAUCCUGCUCUUAGACAAACCCUUGAAGCAUUAGAAGAUGAUGCUUACUUGGAAGAUGAUCCAGGGGCAGAUGAGUUGGAUGAGUUGGAUGAUUUGAAUGUUGCACAAGAAUCAAGGAAUACUCAAGAUGCUGACACAAUCAACUCGCAAUGGCUAGAUGGCCUCGUCAGUGGUGGUGUCAGAGGAUCAGACGAGAUUGUCGACUUCGGUCCUGAUGAGGAGGAAGACCCAGCUAUUACAGCGCGCAAAGAGCGCGAGAGAGCGGAGUACGAGCGCGCGAAAGCAGCUGGCGAAGACCUCACCCCAUUCCACACCUCAGACUGGAUGGAGAGGUUCAAACAGUUCAAAUUAGCGAGCAAACAGGAGCCUCAAGACGGAGCUGCUUCGGAUGACGAUGAAUUACCUAGUGAAGUGGACACCAAUGAACCGUCACAGAUGAGUGACAUGAGCGACUAUAGAUCUGAAGGUGCUGAUACAGUAGGUAGUUUAAGAAGUGGCAUUGGUGCAGCGAGGACUAGGAGAAAGUUACGUAAAGCUGGUUCAGACGCAAGUGGAUACUCCAUGUCAAGUAGCUCCAUGUUCCGCAAUGACGGCUUGCAGUCACUUGAUGCGCAGUUUGAUAGGAUAGAAGAGGAGUAUAAUAGUGAGGAUGAUGACAAUCCUGACGAUGAUGAUGAUGAUGAUGAAGACUUUGACCCCACCAGCGAACUCAAUGUAACAUCUCGUGAGGAUUUCGACACCAUCCUCGACGAUUUCCUCGAUAAUUACGAGGUAAUUGGAGGAAAAGUAAAGCAAAAGUUGGAGGGUGAGACACCACUUGAAAAACUCAACACUAUGCGAUUGGCCAUGGCAGAUUUGGCACCUCGGGGAGAGCAAUUGAAAAGGCACAGUGAUGCAGCUUCGAAACGUGUCACAUCGGCGCACAGGAUAGCAGAAGGGGAGGAGGAGGAAGAUGACAGCGCACUCCCACUGCCAUUCGACGUCGAUGCCAAAGAAGAUAGGAUGGAUGCAGAGACUAUUCUCUCUACAUACACCAACACUGAAAACCACCCUAAGCAAAUCCGCUCACAGGAUUUAUUGGGUAGGAGGAGGCAGAAGAAGGUGGAGCACAAGACACCUGAGAAACACGUCGCAUUCGCUGAGAAGGAAGACGUUGCGCCGGUGAAAAAAGUGCAGAUAGUGGUUGAUCCUCAGACAGGGUUCCCAAUGGAGGUUGUUGAAGGUGAGCAGGGUGAUCAUGGCCAGAGUGAUAGUGAAGGCGAGAGUUAUCACAGCGACACCCUCGCUACCCCAAAGAAGACUACAAUUGCCCGCGAUAGAAAUGAGACAAAAGAAGAGAAGAAAGCACGGAAACAAGCAGCAAAAAGUGGUAAACAGAGUAGGCGGGUGGAGAAGAAGGAGACCAAGGAAGCGUUUGCGGGUGAGCGUAAGAGUCAGCAGAGUAAAAGUGCAAAUGAGAAGAAGCGAGUGGAUGUAGAAGCUAGUAUGAGGUUGUAG